Phytomonas sp. Hart1 is the source of this 1041-nucleotide messenger RNA. NCBI's taxonomy places the organism in Eukaryota, Euglenozoa, Kinetoplastea, Trypanosomatida, Trypanosomatidae. The record is from the annotation of a GenBank genome assembly.
GCUAAUUAGCAAAGAAUUAAUUUACGAAUACAUUGGACUGUAAACUCCAUAUUCGAUUUUUUUAUUAUUUUCCAUCCUGUCCUAAAAUUCUCAAAUGAAUAAAUUUUGCCAAAUAAACUAUAUUCUAGAUGAUCACACCGUCAUCUUUGUCGCGAUCUGUGUGGUCGGUGUUAAUAUCUUUUACUUUGAUCCCACCGCGAGCACCAUUGCUGUGCCUUUUAUGACUAUUAUGUGUUGUGUGAUGGUGGCCCUGAACGUCCUCCUCAAGCGCGUCCUUAACCAAGCGCGUCCACCAGGGGCCCUAAAGGAAAGUUCAGGCAUGCCAAGCAACCACGCAGCGUCCCUUAUGUUCCUGUCCAUCCUUGCCUGUGAAGGGCUGCAGCGUAGCCAGGUGAAAUCUUUAUACCCAUGUAGAGCUUCUACUUUCUCCUGUGCUACUCGUGUUAAUAGUGUCCUGUGGCUCAUGCAGGGAUUAAUCCUCACCUGUGCCAUCUACGGCUCGGCUCUCCGCGUGAUUUGUGGCGCCCACACCGCACCGCAGGUGUUUGUAGGUGGUGUGUUCGGCUUCAGCUCCGCCGUUCUUGUGAUGAGGUUGAACUACGCCGGGUACACCGGUUUGAGGGCCGGAGGCCGCAUCGAUGAGAUCGGGUACACUAUAAAGUGUUUACUACUGUUAAUAUCCAUCGGGACAAUUGCAUUUACAGUUAAAGAAAUAAUAUAUGACUAUAAACGAUACAUAACAACUACUAAAUAUAUAAUGAGGAAGAGAAAAGAGAGAAAUUGGAAUUGAUAUUUCUAUCUUUAUUAGUUUUAUUUUUAGAAAAAAAAGUGAAAAUUUUGGAUGGCAUCAUUGUUUGAUUUUCUUUGUGGUUUACCCUUUUUUCAAGGAUUGGAAUAUUUUUUCAGCAUUUUUAUAUUUUGGAUCCCUUUCUAUUCUAUUUUUCCUAGAAAUAUAGAACAGAAAAGAAAAAAUUUUCCAUUUACUUUUGGAUUUUCCCGUAUUUAUGUUUGAUUUGGAUUUUUAUAUUUUUAUGUUUACCA